UCAGAUCAAAUAAGCUCCGGUCGAUUUAAAAAAAUUAAUACGUUUGUUAAAGCAAAUAAAUUGUGUAAGAAACUCAACUGUGAUGUAUAUGGAAUAGACAUACCAUAAGUGUCAAGUUUGUAGUAACCAGAGAGUUUCAUAGUUUCCUUUCAAAAGUUAUACAUUAAUUUUUUGAUCUCCGAUCUUCGAAACUGUGGAGAAAGCGAAGCGAUGUCGAAUCAACCAUCACCCACUGAUGGUGAUGAUGGGAAUAUUUUAAUAGAUUUUUGGUUAGAUUUCCAUUAUCCAACUACUAAAAAUAAAAAGUAUGAACUUUCACGUCAAGAAAUCACCGAUAAAUAUGGAUUUAUAACGACUUGUAUAUUGGUAGGAUUUGUUUUAUUGAUACCUUUAAAGAGAUAUGCUAUAAAGCAUGGUUAUACAUUUAAUCAUUUCCAAUAUAUGAGAUCAUUAAAUCCAAAAUUAAAUCGAUAUAUUCAUUCAUCUCCUGAUUUAAAAUCAUAUUUUGCAUCAACCAUUAAAUCUACUUUAUUCUUUUUAGCUUAUCAUAUGCCCACCAUAAUUCAAGUAAUAUUUUGGUUAAUAAUAUUAUCUACAUUAUCUUUGGUUGAUAUUCAUAAUGGAGAUCUUAUAUAUUUAGCUAAACGUCUAGGUAGAAUAGCUACCGUAUGUUUACCUACCAUAUUAUUCCUUAGUUUAAGACCAUCUCCAUUACCUAAUACCUUAUAUUUAUCAUUAAUCCCAAUUCAUAAAUGGUUAUCGAGAAUAAUUAUCUUACAAGCAGUAAUUCAUGCUGGAUUAUAUCUUGGUUACUUCCACAAGAAGCAUACUUGGUUUAAAAUGUGGAAAUAUGAAAAUAUUUAUGGUUGGAUAGCCUUAGGAGGAUUUUUAAUAAUGAUGAUAACUUCAUUAUCCAAAUUAAGAAAUAAAUACUAUAAGUUAUUUUAUAUUAAUCAUUAUGUUUGGUCCUGGAUCAUUGUAAUAUGUCUUCAGUUCCAUGUUAGACCCUAUAAAAUUACUACUUAUACCAUAGUAAAUAUCGGGAUUCUUACUUAUCAAAUCAUUUAUAGGUUAACUUUAACUACAACUAUUCCAUCAUUAAAAGUUACUAUAGCAUCCCCAAAUUUAUCAUUGAUUGAAUUUCCUAAAAAGUAUAUAAAAAAUGUUCCUUUAAAACCAGGUUCACAUAUUAGAUUAACUAAUUAUCAUCCUAAUUUCUUAGUAAGAGCCUAUAAACAAUUAAUACCUAAUUAUCAUCCUUAUACAUUAGUUUCAUUACCUCAAGAUCCUAUUCAGAAACUAAUUAUUAGACAGAGUAACUUUGAAUUAAUAAAUAAUAAACCUUAUCUUGUGACAGGAUCUUAUGAUCCAAACUUGUUAUUUAUUAAUUCCAAACAAUCAUCUCAAGAACCAUUUUCAAUUUCAAAACUUCAUAUUAAUGCUAGACGUAUAUUGAUUAUUAUUGGUGGUUCAGCUAUUUCCUUUGCAUUACCAAUAUUAAGAGUAAUGAAUUAUCAUGGAAUACCUUGUAAGAUUGUUUGGGUUAUUAAAGAUUUUAGAGAUGUUUCUAUAUUAAAAUAUUUCGAUGGUUUUAUUCAUGGUGAUGAUUUUGAAAUAUUUAUUACCGGUAGAAACUACGAUGAAUCCUCUAUUACCCCUAAUCAUCUUAGAAAUCAUAAGAGUUAUGGCUCUAUAUUAAGUAAACUAACUACUGAUACUGAUACUGCUGCUACUACUAAUAAUAUUAAUAAUAUAACUUUCCCUCCUGAUCUUGAAUUAGGAGAGAAUACCCAUUUGAACAAUACUUUGAAUUAUGAAAAUGAAGUUGAAAAUGUCGAAAUUUCAGUUGAUAAUGAUGAGUCUGAUAAUGACUCUAGCGAAAGUCCAUGUGAAAUUCAUGAUUAUUCAUAUCGUAGCUUUACUCAAUCAGCCAUAGAUGAUGAAGAGGAGGAAGAAGAAGAUAGCGAGAAUGCAGAUCAAGUGCAACGGGGCAAUGACUUCCUUGUCCAAGAGUAUAAUGCUCAAGAACAAGAGGUCACAUUUGAUGAAGAAAGUCAUUCUAUCAAAAUCAAACCACUUUUAUCUCCAAACCAUUCUCGGAAAUCUAGUAUAAAUGAGCCAUUCAUACUUAAUACAGACUCAACAUCUAAUUCAGCUCUUAAACAAUUCCGAGAAACCAUUAGAAGGUUGAAUAUUGAGAAUAAGAUAUUUAAAGGAAGACCUAAAUUGAGUCAUAAGUAUUACAAUUGGUGUAUUAAUGAAGGAUUCACUCAAUGUAUAGGACCACAACAAGAUCUGGAUAAUAAUUUGGUAUGCUGUCGAGAUUUACCUCGAAAUAAAAUUAAGCAAGAAGAUAUAAAUGCUGAAAAGAUCUGGGUUAUUUCGGCUGGUCCUAAACCUUUGGUUGAAAAUGUUAAGUUAUGGUCUAAUGAAUAUGGAUUGAAAUUCCACGAAGAAGCCUUUUAUUCCUAA
This is a messenger RNA of Scheffersomyces amazonensis, 2472 nucleotides long. Its product is annotated as putative ferric-chelate reductase. Gene Ontology annotation, cellular component: plasma membrane; NADPH oxidase complex. The record is from RefSeq and is a predicted model, not a curated record. The transcript is spliced from 2 exons. Gene Ontology annotation, biological process: defense response; superoxide anion generation. Bases 211 to 2472 code for a protein of 753 amino acids. NCBI's taxonomy places the organism in Eukaryota, Fungi, Ascomycota, Pichiomycetes, Serinales, Debaryomycetaceae. Gene Ontology annotation, molecular function: superoxide-generating NAD(P)H oxidase activity.